Molecule: messenger RNA, 636 nt
Organism: Pocillopora verrucosa
Lineage: Eukaryota; Metazoa; Cnidaria; Anthozoa; Scleractinia; Pocilloporidae
Source: RefSeq, a predicted model, not a curated record
AAGAAAAACAGUGGAUCAAAUGCGAAGACCAUAACAUCUUCACAAUAAGAUGCUUUACUGAAUACCUACGAAGUUAUAGCUUUCAUCUUCUCACUCAUCACAAUGCCGUGGCAUAAAGGACGACGGCGCAAUGAUUCUAAAGAAUCUGAGGAAACAAAAGGAAGGACAGAGCCGGUAACAGAAGAGCCUGCUGCGUGUGAGCCAAAUGGGGGCGCAUGUGGAACGUCUGCUGAUGAAGUAGGAGAUGGUAAUUUAAAGAGCGUCAAGCGAGACCAGAGAGGCCGAAUCAGAACAAAACAUUGGAGGGAUAAGAAAGAAGGAUUUAAGGGUCAAUAUCGCUGCAAAGAAGGGGCUGGUAAAGACACUGCCGCUCAUCAAGGAGGAGCACGAAAGAAAACAGGAACUGGAAAGCAGUUUUCGCCUCCAAAUAAAGCGACUGGUCCUUCAGCCGAUACGAUACCGCCAAAAUAUGCAGAAGAUGAGGAAAAGGAAGGAAUCGAGUUCGGAUGGUCAGAGGAAAAAGCCUCAGUACUGUUCACGAAAAUUACGACAAAUGCCAGUCUAAAACAUAGACAAGUUGAAUUUCACGUCGAUUACGCCAAGGAAAGCUACGAAAGGUUGAUUCAAAACGCAUGA